Molecule: messenger RNA, 1274 nt
Organism: Pomacea canaliculata
Lineage: Eukaryota; Metazoa; Mollusca; Gastropoda; Architaenioglossa; Ampullariidae
Exons: 3
Coding region: 15-1034 (339 amino acids)
Source: RefSeq, a predicted model, not a curated record
UGGUGCUGCUGCUGAUGGCCAUACAGUGGCUGCGGUGUGGUCACCACGUCUACGUUGUCAGUACGUGGAGUGGGAGUCGUGCAGCGUGCAUCAUGUUGUAUCACCUGUUGCUGCAGACAGUAAAGAAGCAACUCGCACCAGAGGUAUUAGUCAGUCAGCUUCACCUUCUGCAUGUUGAUCUUAAUGGCGACAAAAACGUGGAGAAGGCCGUCAACGACUUGUCACAAGCUGCAAGUGGAGGAUCGUUGUAUGUCCUCAUUGACGAAAUGGGACACAUCUCUUACAUGGACACCCCUAAAAUGAAACACAUCAAGACCUUCUGUGAGAAGCUGCUGGCACAGGUUCCUCGUCUCCAUCUGUGGGCGGCAAGUUGUUACAGUAAGAACUGUCCCCCCAGCUGGCAAGUGGAAUAUUUAACCAGACCUCUCCGCUCUCCACCCGCUGUUGUCAGGGAAGUCGAGAAAGAUACAAUUAUCAGUAAGGGUGUAAGUAUCAAGAAAUACAGUGAGCGAGGUGUACCCGACCACACAGACGGCCCACCAGUCACACGAAUGUAUCACGAAGGUCAGGGUCACUCAGGUGACUGGCCAGGUGCCUGUAUCACGUGCGGUCGUGAGGUGGCCAACGUCCUACACAGUCUCCGUGUUGGUGUUACGGAGAAUAAUGAGCUGACAACACUAAACACCGUCACUUCAACAACUGGCGGCACAACACCCUGUCUACAGUGGAGAGACGUACUGGUGUUGGACUGGUGUGACGUUAGUGAUCAAUCGGGUGUUGUGAAGGGACUGCAAGAAGCGGGUAUCCCAGUGCAGGUGAUGAAGGAUGAUGAAGACAUGGAGGACGUGGCCACGGCCCGCAGUGACGUGGUGUGGGUGGCGUGUGGAGAUCGUGUUCGUGGUCUGGAGAGAAAAGUCGUCGUGUAUCUGAAGUACCCUAAUGACGAUUAUUUUUCAAGAUCAAACGUUAAUCAUACACUUGGCAGUUUCCACUCCAUAUCCCGGUGUACAUCACAACUCGUGACUGUGGAGUAGCCUCUCACCUCCUGAACAUGCUUCACACUCCCUCACCUGUCACCUGUAGCAGUCUCCUGUCUGUCUCCAUCACACCAACAUCUAUAAUCAGUUGUAACAUUGUGACAUUGUUCUUUAGUGUGCGGACUACUGUAAUCUGCUAAACGACUGUAUCAACAGUUGUUAUCCUGGAAUGUGAUGAAUGUUCUCGAAAAUGAAGUACAAGCUACUUUUUUAAAUACAUAAAAUACAGAAAUACUA